Molecule: messenger RNA, 1095 nt
Organism: Boleophthalmus pectinirostris (great blue-spotted mudskipper)
Lineage: Eukaryota; Metazoa; Chordata; Actinopteri; Gobiiformes; Gobiidae
Gene: nots
Product: nothepsin
Exons: 7
Coding region: 7-1080 (357 amino acids)
Biological process (GO): proteolysis
Molecular function (GO): aspartic-type endopeptidase activity
Source: RefSeq, a predicted model, not a curated record
AAGCAGAUGAACUCAAUUCGCACCCAGCUCAGAGGAAGUGGCCUGUUGGAAGAAUUCCUGAAGGAACACCAUCCUGACACAUUCAGCCGGCGCUAUGUUCAGUGCUUCCCACCAGGCACACCCUCAAUGCAACUGGGCCGCUCCCGGGAAAAAAUCUUCAACUUUAUGGACGCUCAGUUCUAUGGUGAGAUCAGUUUGGGGACUCCAGCACAAAACUUUUCAGUGAUUUUUGACACUGGCUCUGCAGACCUGUGGGUGCCAUCCUCUUACUGUGUCAGCCAGGCCUGUGUUACACACAGACAUUUCAAGGCAUUUGAGUCGACUUCGUUUCAACAUGAUGGCCGAUCAUUUGGGAUUCACUAUGGUUCAGGACAACUGCUUGGGGUCAUGGCAAGAGACACACUUAAAAUUGGAAAUAUGACCAUAGAAAAGCAAGAGUUUGGUGAAUCUGUGUACGAACCUGGCUCUACCUUUGUUUUUGCAAAGUUUGAUGGGGUUUUGGGUCUGGGCUACCCCUCUUUGGCAGAGGUUUUAGGAAAACCAGUGUUUGACAACAUUAUAGCUCAGAAGAAAGUUGACCAGGCAGUCUUUUCUUUCUACCUCAGAAGGAGGGCAGAUGGUGCCACCUCUGGAGGUGAACUCCUCAUUGGAGGAACAGACAAAGAGUUCUAUACUGGAGAAAUCCACUGGACCCCUGUGACGGCUCAGAGCUACUGGCAGAUCAAGAUCGACAGUAUUGCUGUGCAGGGCACAAACUCUGUAUGUCAAAAAGGAUGUCAAGCCAUAGUUGACACAGGAACCUCUCUGAUUGGUGGACCACCCAGUGAAAUCCUCACUCUACAAGAGCUCAUUGGAGCAACACCAAGCAGCAUUGGAGAGUUUGUCUUGGACUGUACAAGAUUGCCCAAUUUGCCUCAUAUUACUUUUGUGCUGGGUGGCAAAGAAUACACAAUGACUCCUCAGAGAUAUGUCAGAAAGGUUCAUAACAUUUGUAUUUUAAUCCUCUUUUAUAGCUUCCAAAGCAUAUUUAGAAAUAUAAGUUGUAAGGCACUGCUUACAGGUUACUGUAUCUCUGAUUAAAUGAAUCAAAAUUUC